GAGUGCGUCGAGUCUAUUGUCUGCUGAUACGGCACGCGUUGCGAAGCGCACCGCUAUAAGUAGCACUGUUAGCCGAGUAGCUGGGUCAGUGAGUGCCGAAACUGUAAGCAAAGUGAGCUGCUUAGAGCAGUGCAAAGUGCAAAUAAAAAUUCGCUGAAUUUCAAAAGGAUUUCAGAAAACGCGCACGCAGAACAGCUGCGUAACGGAAAGUCCAUAGUUCGAAAAAAAAAACAAAAGCCAGAGGAAACUAAUAUUAAAAUGUCUACAUUAGGCGCGCCUCUUCUACUCUUAACAGCGGGUCUAUUGGCGCUCAAUCGAGCGCAAGGCUAUGCCAUACACCACGAAACUACCGAGCGUCGCAUGCAUCCAGUCUUCAAUUUUAAGACAGCUGCGCCGCCACACACACUACAAAAACGCUCCAUGCCAUUCAUUAAGUUCGACGCGCCCAGAACGGAAGAAUACUCGUAUUACUGGAAUUCAAUUGGCCAGUAUAUACUAGAGAAACAAAUUGCUGAAAAGUCACAGCUGAAUAUGAAUCUCGCCAAAAAUAUUAUACUCUUUCUCGGCGACGGCAUGUCCAUACCAACCUUGACGGCGGGGCGCGUCUACUUGGGCGGCGAGGAGAAACAAUACAGCUUCGAACGCUUUCCCUAUGUAGGACUCAGUAAGACCUACUGCACGAACACGCAAGUCGCCGACUCCGCUUGCACAGCGACCGCUUAUCUCGGCGGCGUCAAGACCAACUACGGCACCAUCGGUGUAUCCGCCGCCAUUGAGCCGAACGAUUGCCUAGGUCAGAACAAUACACUUCACCACGUCACCUCAAUUGCCGCCUGGGCCCAGCAACAAGGCAUGGCGACUGGUCUAGUAACCACCACAUCCGUUACGCACGCCUCCCCAGCUGGUGUCUACGCGCACAUAGCCAAUCGCAAUUGGGAAAAUGACGCGGAGGUGUUAUCCGAUAACGGUGAUCCGUUGGUAUGCACAGACAUUGCUACGCAACUGGUGCACGGUGACGUCGGAAGCAAACUGAAUGUAAUUUUGGGUGGUGGGCGCAAGCACUUCCUGCCAAACACUGAGCGCGAGUUGGACGGCGAAAUGGGUCAACGCUUGGAUGGCCACAACUUGAUUAAAGUAUGGCAGACCAUACACGGCAAGACGGCGCGUUAUGUGCAGACACGCGACGAGCUAUUGAAUUUACCCACCUCCACCACACGUGUGCUAGGGCUCUUCGGCGCCAACCACAUGCCCUUCCAUCUUGACGCCGAUGCCAAGCAAACACCUACGCUCGCCGAGAUGACCUCAGUUGCCAUAGACAUACUGGAACGCCAAAGCAACGGCCGCGGUUUCUUCCUCUUCGUCGAGGGCGGUCGCAUUGAUCACGCACAUCACGAUACGCUCGCCAUGAAAGCGCUGGACGAGACUGCCGAGUUCGAUAAGGCCAUCACUUUGGCGCACGCACGCACAAAUGCAAGUGACACACUCACCGUCGUUACCUCCGACCACUCGCACACAAUGUCCGUCGCUGGCUAUUCAUCGCGCAAGAACGAUAUUAUUGGCGUGAAUAAUGGCCAGUUGGCUGAUGAUCAAUUGCCAUACGCCACGCUGAGCUACGCCAACGGGCCCGGUUUCGAUUACAAUGUGAUGAAAGCGAAUGGCGCAAUUAAACGCAAGAAUCUACACAAGAUCAACAUGAAGAACAAAGACUAUCCAUUCCCGUCGAUGGUGCCGCUCGAGUCGGAAACGCACGGUGGCGACGAUGUGGGCGUGUUUGCGAGCGGUCCCUUCGCGCAUCUCUUCACCGGCAACUACGAACAAAAUUUCCUGCCACAUGCGAUUGCCUAUGCGGCGUGUCUACAGGAUGACAGAAGUGCGAAGCGGACGGCGUGUACGGAUGGGUUGUUGAGAGAGCGGAUGUGAGGCGAAAGAGUCGAAAAGGAGGAGGAGUUUAAAAAAGGAGCACCUGAUGCAUUAAACUUGCUACAAUAUUCAUUUGCAUUUAAUUAAUUUAUUGUAUUUUUAAGACACAUAACUGUAAAUAUGAAGAUAAGUAGAAGCAUGA
Rhagoletis pomonella (apple maggot) is the source of this 2062-nucleotide messenger RNA. Its product is annotated as alkaline phosphatase-like. The coding region runs from base 259 to 1920 and encodes 553 amino acids. NCBI's taxonomy places the organism in Eukaryota, Metazoa, Arthropoda, Insecta, Diptera, Tephritidae. Gene Ontology annotation, molecular function: alkaline phosphatase activity. Gene Ontology annotation, biological process: dephosphorylation. The record is from RefSeq and is a predicted model, not a curated record. The transcript is spliced from 4 exons.